Eptesicus fuscus (big brown bat) is the source of this 2126-nucleotide messenger RNA. It is a transcript of the gene VWA1, whose product is annotated as von Willebrand factor A domain containing 1. Gene Ontology annotation, molecular function: protein binding. The record is from RefSeq and is a predicted model, not a curated record. Lineage: Eukaryota; Metazoa; Chordata; Mammalia; Chiroptera; Vespertilionidae.
GGCCGGCCAGUGCGGGGACGCGCGGUGCCGCCCAGGAGCGAGCCAGCGAGGGGCUAGCGGAGUCCCAGCGCCUGGUCGGCUGCGCGGGAUGCUGCCCUGGACGGCGCUCGGCCUGGCCCUGAGCCUGGCGCUGGCGUGGGCGCGCAGCGGCGCGGAACGCGGGCCCCAGGCAGCAGCCCCCCAGGGGGACCUGCUCUUUCUGUUGGACAGCUCAGCCAGCGUGACUCAUUAUGAGUUCUCCCGGGUCCGGGAGUUUCUGGGGCAGCUGGCAGCCCCCCUGCCCCUGGGCCCCGGGGCCGUGCGUGCCAGCCUGGUGCACGUCAGCAGCCGGCCCCACUCGGAGUUCCCCUUCGACCAGCACAGCUCAGGUGCCGCCGUCCAGGAUGCCAUCCUUGCCGCUGCCCAGCUCAUGGGCAACACCAACACGGGCCUGGCCUUGGCGUACGCCAAGGAGCAGCUGUUUGCUGAAGCCGCGGGGGCCCGGCCGGGGGUGCCCAAAGUGCUGGUGUGGGUGACCGACGGCGGCUCCAGCGACCCCGUGGGGCCCCCCAUGCAGGAGCUGAAGGACCGGGGCGUCACCGUCUUCAUCGUCAGCACGGGCCGGGGCAACCGCCUGGAGCUGUCCGCCGCCGCCUCGGCCCCCGCGGAGAAGCACCUGCACUUCGUGGACGUGGACGACCUGCCCAUCAUCGCCCGGGAGCUGAGGGGCUCCAUCCUCGACGCCAUGCAGCCUCGGCAGCAGCUCCACGCCUCUGAGGUCACGUCCAGCGGCUUCCGCCUGGCCUGGCCGCCCCUGCUGACCGCCGACUCGGGUUAUUACGUGUUGGAAGUGGCUCCCAGCGCGGAGCCGGCCGCCGCGCGUCGCCAGCAGCUGCCGGGCAACGCCACGGGCUGGGCCUGGGCCGGCCUGGACCCGGACACGGACUACCACGUGGCGCUGGUGCCCGAGUCCAACCUGCACCCCGUGAGGCCGCAGCACCUGCGCGUGCGCACGCUGCCGGAGGAGGCCGCGCCGGAGCGCAUCGUCAUCUCGCACGUGCGGCCGCACAGCCUGCGCGUGAGCUGGGCCCCGGCCGGCGCGCUCGGCUACCACGUGCAGGUCGGGCCGCUGCGGGGCGGCGCGGCGCAGCGCGUGGAGGUGCCCGCGGGCCGCAACAGCACCGCCCUGCAGGGCCUGGCGCCCGGCACCGCCUACCUGGUGACCGUGACGGCGGCCUUCCGCUCCGGCCGCGAGAGGGCGCUGUCCGCCAAGGCCUGCACCCCGGACAGCGAGCGCAGCCGCGCCCCGCGCCCCCCGCCGCCGCCGGGGCCCGGGGGCCGGGGGCCGUGACCCGGCCGCCCGCGCAGCCCAGGGCCCCUUCUCCCGACCCCGGUGGGGGAGGCGCCCACCGCCGAAACCAGGGUCUUGUCCCGGGGGCUUGGGGGUGCGGGCUCGGCCUUUGCGCGCGGCGACUCCGCGUGACCCCAAGUCCUCGUUCCGCGGCCGGAGCCCUCGGCUGCAGCUCUGGCGGUGGCGCUGGCCGCAGCGACCCCUCCCUGCCCGCCCCGCGCUGGACACUCGGGGUGCCCUUUGGGCUGGAGUCAGCGGGGAGAUGGAGGGGGAGUCUGGGCGCGGCCAGAACCAGAGGGCGGGGGGCCGGCCGGACCUCCCACUGUGUGAAGGGCCGGUGGUCCAGCUGGCCACUCAGGUCCGGGGUGUUGCUAGAAGGUGGAUGGGGGGCUGGGUCCGGCCAGGUCCCCACAAGGCUUCCAGGAGGAGACAGGAUCCGCAAAGGGCGGGGAAGAGUGUUUGGAGGUGCGGUCAGAGGUCAGCGGCUGGCGGGUUGACAGGUGCCCUAACCAGGAGGUCACCUGGCUGCAGGGGCAGGGGCAGGGCCCAGCACAGGGAGGCCCGAGCUGGCAUUCAGGACCCUGGAGGCAGCACUGGCAGGAGCCCCCUCUCGCUUCUGAUGGGGUCUUCCAUGCUGGGGGGCCAGCAAGGUCCCCCCGGGGAUGCACCCCAGCGAUGCUCUGCCUCUUCGGACAGCCCCCUCCUCAGUCAUUGCUCACUCUCGGGGGCCCCGGGUCCUCUGCCUCUUCCCCACUAACGUCCCACACCUUCAAGUACAGAUUAAACCGGAUGUAAA